Cooperia oncophora is the source of this 717-nucleotide messenger RNA. NCBI's taxonomy places the organism in Eukaryota, Metazoa, Nematoda, Chromadorea, Rhabditida, Trichostrongylidae. The record is from the annotation of a GenBank genome assembly.
AUGUAUACCGACUUCGACUGUGUCGUAUGCGGAGUUGGUCAAAAACUGAGCAGUCUCUACAAGCACCUGAGACACGCACAUGGAUGGACCGAAGAACUGAUAAAGGAUGAAAAGAUUCGCAUCAAAACCGCUAAAUACCCAGAAGUGUGGUCGUGCGACCAGUGUGACAAGCGACUUCAUGGGACUGGGCCGGCUCGGUCAUCAAUGGUAAGAGUGUUGUGCCCAAAAUGUAGUGAACGUUUUCGUACUCAUCGUGAAUUGGCCCAGCAUUGCGGAAGCUCACAUAGCGACGAAAAUGUAGAAUCGCCAGAUUUUUCGGUAUUUAGCGGAAGUUUCAGCAGCAUGAAAGAUUUUGAGGUAUGGAAGACCUCCCUGGAGAAGUCAACUUUCGCAAAAUUUUCAAAAAGAGACUCUAAGCCGCGUAAGAAUGGUAGGAAACAUCUUUACCUAUGCAGGCAUGCUCGAGGACCUAAAGCAGAUAUAGGUGCUGAAGUCCGUCAUGUUCACAGCAAAAGCAAGCGAAUUCAAUCGCACUGUCCUGCCCACUUGAAGGUAUUUGAACGAAAUGAUGGCACUGUCGUAUACGAAGGUUGCGCUGGGCACCUUGGACAUGAAAUAAAUGCGGCAUCUCUUCGGUCUAGAGCAAAGUCGUCAAGAAACUUACCGCAAACGCAUGGAAGCCUAUCCGAUGUUGCAAAAGACGUAGCAGGUACCUAA